CGAGCCCAGCCCGAGUUUAGCAGUUAGAGAAUGUUUCGGAAACCCUAAUUGUAGAAGAGAAAGGGCUUCUGCCAUCCAUAACGUUAUCGCCUCCUACUCUGCUCUGCUCUGCGCUUCAGCAAGAUUCAAGCUCUGCAAGGCUAGCUGAUCUCAACCAACAAUGGCGGACAAGGCAGUCACUAUUCGCACCAGGAAGUUCAUGACAAACCGACUUUUAUCAAGGAAGCAAUUCGUCAUUGAUGUUCUUCAUCCAGGAAGACCUAAUGUGUCCAAGGCUGAGUUGAAGGAGAAAUUGGCAAGGAUGUAUGAAGUCAAGGACCCCAAUUCAAUCUUCGUUUUCAAGUUCCGCACUCACUUUGGUGGUGGGAAAUCUACUGGAUUUGGGUUGAUCUAUGAUUCGGUUGAGAGUGCGAAGAAAUUCGAGCCAAAGUACAGGCUUGUUAGGAACGGACUUGAUACCAAGAUUGAGAAAUCAAGGAAGCAGAUGAAGGAGAGAAAGAACAGGGCCAAGAAGAUCCGUGGAGUGAAGAAGACAAAGGCAGGAGAUGCUGCCAAGAAGAAGUGAGAAUAGAGAAUGUUUCGCUGGUGUUGAAACUCAUAAGCACAGCAAUGGGCGCAUUUAUUCUCACAUUAGGUGCAUUUUUAUAUAUCUUUAUAUCAGUAUGGAUGUGGGUCUUAACUAAUGUUUAGUUUUUCUUACGAGAGUUUUGAGUAUUUUGAAGAACAAUUUUGUAGCAAAAAAUUUCAAGAUAUUUUUCAUCAUUAAACAGCAUUGAUUUUACGAAACUGCUCCUAGUACCAAUAGAAUUUCAGUGUCGAAUUUCUUCAA
This is a messenger RNA of Humulus lupulus (European hop), 829 nucleotides long. Its product is annotated as small ribosomal subunit protein eS24z. The transcript is spliced from 5 exons. The coding region runs from base 161 to 565 and encodes 134 amino acids. Gene Ontology annotation, molecular function: structural constituent of ribosome. Gene Ontology annotation, cellular component: ribosome. NCBI's taxonomy places the organism in Eukaryota, Viridiplantae, Streptophyta, Magnoliopsida, Rosales, Cannabaceae. The record is from RefSeq and is a predicted model, not a curated record. Gene Ontology annotation, biological process: translation.